GUACACCCGAUUUGUGAGGGUGCACACCUGCCAACAAGCUUCAAUUGUAUUGCUCAUAGUCAUAGCUCUACAGAUACGUACGUAGUAGCUAAGCAACCAAGGUGAAGCAUCAAACGUAUAAACACCUCCUUCCCCCUCCACCGAAAACAUCUUCUCUUCCUUCCUCAUCAUUCCAUCGAUCAAACAAUCAAUCACAUUCCUCUUUUGGUUGUCUUGGUUACUUCUUAACCUAGACAUCUCAUAUCAUCUUCCCCUCAUCCUCUAGCAUCUCACUCAUCCUACAAAUAAGCUUCGAGCUUCCUCUAUUACCCCUCCAUAUCAACCUUUAUCUCACCUAACAAUUUACCGAUCAAUCCGCAAUCAUGAGCAACUCCAACCUCCAAAAGCCAAUUGACGUGGCUGAAUACCUCUUCAAGCGUCUCUACGAAGUCGGUGUUCGAUCUGUUCACGGUGUUCCCGGUGACUACAACCUCGUCGCCCUCGACUAUCUUCCUCAAUGCAACCUCAAGUGGGUCGGCAGUGUUAACGAGCUUAACGCUGGUGAGUUUCAUCAUGACUUCAUCAACAACCUCAAAGCACCAUCUCACUAACAUAACAAUCUUAGCCUACGCUGCUGAUGGGUAUGCCCGUGUCACCAAGAUGGCUGCUCUCAUCACCACCUUCGGUGUUGGUGAGCUCUCUGCCGUCAACGGUGUUGCUGGCUCUUACUCCGAGCACAUCCCCGUCGUCCACAUUGUUGGAUGCCCUUCUACCAUCUCUCAGCGUGACCAGAUGCUUCUUCACCACACUCUCGGAAACGGUGACUUUGAUGUCUUUGCCAACAUGAGCGCUCAAAUCUCUUGCAACGUCGCCAAGCUCAACAAGCCCUCCGAGAUUGCCGAGCAGAUCGAUACUGCUCUCCGCACUUGCUGGCUCCGCUCUCGUCCCGUCUACAUCAUGGUCCCUACCGAUAUGGUCCAGGAGAAGGUUGAGGGUGCUCGACUUGACACCCCCAUCGACCUGUCUGAGCCUCAGAACGACCCCGGUAACGAGGACUUCGUCGUUGAUGAGAUCCUCAAGGCUAUGUACGCUGCUCAGCGCCCUGUCAUCCUUGUCGACUCUUGUGCUAUCCGCCACCGUGUUGUCAAGGAGGUUCACCAGCUCAUUGACAAGCUCGACCUUCCCGUCUUUGUUACCCCCAUGGGUAAGGGUGCUGUGAACGAGGACCACCCCAACUAUGGUGGUGUCUUCGCUGGUGACGGCUCUCAUCCCGCUCGUGCCCAGUCUAUCGUUGAGGGCUCUGAUCUCCUUCUCACCAUUGGUGCUCUCAAGAGUGAUUUCAACACCACCGGUUUCUCUUACCGCACAUCACAAAUCAACUCUGUUGAUUUCCACAGUACUCACUGCAAGGUCCGCUACUCCACAUACCCCGGCGUUGCCAUGCGUGGUGUCCUCCGCAAGAUCAUCGACCGAGUCGACCCCAAGUCUAUGCCCGCUCCUUCUAUCCCUGAGGUCAGGAACGAGGUCGAGAUGAACACCGACGACUCUGAGAUCAUCACACAGGCCUGGCUCUGGCCCCGUGUCGGCGAAUACCUCAUCCCCAACGACAUCGUCGUCACUGAGACUGGUACCGCUAACUUCGGUAUCUGGGACACUCGAUUCCCCCGCAACGUCACCGCCCUCAGCCAAGUUCUCUGGGGCAGCAUCGGCUGGUCCGUUGGUGCUUGCCAGGGUGCCGCCCUCGCUGCUAAGGAUGCUGGCAAGGAAGGCCGAACAAUUCUCUUUGUUGGUGAUGGAUCUUUCCAAUUGACCGCUCAGGAGCUGAGCACCAUGAUCCGACAUCACCUCAAGCCCACAAUUUUCGUCAUCUGCAACGAUGGCUUCACCAUUGAGCGAUUCAUCCACGGUAUGGAUGCUGUCUACAACGACAUCAACAACUGGAAGUACAAGGACCUCGUCAGCGUCUUCGGCGGCGAGAAGACCUGCAAGACCUUCCAGAUCAAGACCAAGACUGAGCUCAACGAGCUCCUCACCAACAAGGAGUUCAACGCUGCUGAGUGCUUGCAAUUCGUCGAGCUCUACAUGCCCAGAGAGGAUGCUCCUCGCGCUCUGAUCAUGACUGCCGAGGCCAGUGCUAGGAACAACGCUAAGAAGCACUAAACGGUUACUCAAGAAAGAGUGAAAUUUGAUAGACGGGGUUUUGGAAAACGUUCCUGGAGAACAUAAUAAUGAUUUAAGUGGUUUAUGGUUUAUACUAUAGAGUGGCGGACGAUGGUUUAUGUUUUAUGUGCCUCAAAUUGAAAAGCGAUUUUCUUAUAUCUUUAAUAUUCUCUUAUCUAACUGGUGAUGGCUAGCUAUAUUAUUGGUUGUCGACAACUUGGUGACGCAUGUUUACAACGUUGUUAUUCAAACUCUACUGAAAUAAUUCGAAUGAACAUAACUUAUGAACGAGUUAACCUUUUAAUCUCAAAGUCUGCGGCAUCUGAAGAUGUGGGCUGUGAUAUGCUUCAUCAUGC
Messenger RNA from Fusarium odoratissimum NRRL 54006, 2495 nucleotides. Its product is annotated as pyruvate decarboxylase. The record is from RefSeq and is a predicted model, not a curated record. The coding region runs from base 553 to 2139 and encodes 528 amino acids. The transcript has 2 exons. Gene Ontology annotation, molecular function: magnesium ion binding; carboxy-lyase activity; thiamine pyrophosphate binding. NCBI's taxonomy places the organism in Eukaryota, Fungi, Ascomycota, Sordariomycetes, Hypocreales, Nectriaceae.